GCUGCACUGUGAGCUACUGCAGCUCACGGAAGAAAGCAAAGUUGUCUCCAUGUAACAAAACGUCUCAGUGAAGUAAAACCGGGAGGGUCAAACAGGAAAGUUCCUGAAAUGGGCAAUUUUGUGGAAAACGGUGCUCGACAAAAACAUUACCAGAUUCAGAAGGGUAUUGUUCACAUCUGGCUUUUCACUCUACUUCUUGAACUGGCAGUUUGGGAAGGAGUUCAGAGCUGGAACUAUAGCUAUUCAACAACAGAUAUGACAUGGCCCGAUGCCAGAAACUACUGUCAACAUUUCUUCACUGACCUCGUUGCAAUUCAGAACCAUGAAGAAAUUGACCAUCUGAAUACAGUGAUACCGAGGAACCCGACUUACUACUGGAUUGGAAUAAGAAAGAUUAAUAAUGCUUGGACUUGGGUUGGAACGAACAAAACACUGGAUGAAGAGGCAGAAAACUGGGCUGCAGGUGAACCAACUCCUGGUGCUGAAGAUUGUGUCGAAAUUUAUAUAAAGAGAACAGAAGAUGCAGGAAGGUGGAAUAAUGAUCCCUGUCUGGAAAGAUCAAAACGAGCCCUAUGCUAUUUAGCUUCUUGCAAGUCAAAUUCAUGCAGUGGUCAUGGACAAUGUGUGGAAACUAUUGGAAGUUAUACAUGUCAAUGUUAUGAAGGAUUCUAUGGACCAAAGUGUCAAUCUGCUGUGAAAUGUGAAAUUCCAAAGAUCCCUAGAAAUGGGACCAGCACAUGCUCCCAUCCAAUUGGAAACUUCAGCUAUCGAUCAAGUUGUGACUUUGGAUGUGUGGAAGGUUUCUUGUUGAAUGGGUCUGCGACUCUUCAGUGUGAGGCCUCGGGAACGUGGUCAUCAUCAUUCCCAACCUGUGAAGCUGUGAAAUGUGAAAUUCCAAAGAUCCCUAGAAAUGGGACCAGCACAUGUUCUCAUCCAAUUGGAAACUUCAGCUAUCGAUCAAAUUGUGACUUUGGAUGUGUGGAAGGUUUCUUGUUGAAUGGGUCAGCGACUCUUCAGUGUGAGGCCUCAGGAAUGUGGUCAUCAUCAUUCCCAACCUGUGAAGUUGAACAGUGUACCACUCUCAAUGUUCCUGACCAAGCGACUAUGAGCUGCACCCAUCCAAAUGGAAACUUCAGCUUCAACUCUACAUGUGACUUCCACUGUGCAGCAGGGUUUACACUGCAGGGCUCACAGAGGCUCCAGUGCAAUGCAACAGGAAUGUGGACAGUGAUAGCCCCCUACUGUGCAGGUACCCUGAAGGAAUAUAAUUCAACAAAACUUAUCAGCAUUUGUGUUGGUUCUUCAGUCUGCCUAAUUUCAGUGUUAAGUGCUGUCAUUCUCUGUCAAAAGAAAGUGAUGAGGAAAGGGUUUUCUCCUAUAAGCACUUAAAUAAACUGACCAACUCCAAGACUCAACCAGAAAAGAAAGGGAAUGUUCGAGGGCUGAGGCACUUACUUUCUUCACAAGAAUUGGAGGAUUUUGUCACAUGACUCACUAGAAAAUGCAAUAUGUAUUCAAGUUGAGAAUAAUACCACCUUUUAAAACAAUGGAGUGAGAUUCUGUUUAAAUGUGAAAGUGUAACGAUUAAAUUUCUGCUUAUUGUGAAGAGAGGCCAAAGUUUAUGUGUUCCACAUGAUCAGUCAUCACUGAGCAUUUCUGGAGAUCCUAGAAGCUGCCCUGUAUCUCAUUAAAGCUUCUUAAAAUGUGUAAAAUAUUGAUAAAGUUGAUUUCCUUUAUUCACUAAGUCAUUUGGGCUGAUAAAUGUGUAUGAAUGGGCGGUCAUGUUUUUAUUCUGCGUUAACAAAAUGCAAGUCGGUCUUUUUUGUUUUAGAAAUGCACACUCAUCUCAAGUCUGACUUUUGCCCAAGGUUUUAAUUCCGUAACCAAGGUAACCAACAACAGUAAUACAGAGCGGGAGAAAAGUCGAUGUCGUGGUAGCUGGUAGAAGGCUUAGCUUCCAGCAUCAUUAUUCAGGUCUUAAAACCUCACCACUUGGCCCUUCGACCUAAGUCCCCUGUGUCCCUUGCAUGCCCCCCGCCCCAUGCACCCCAUGAACUCCUCAUAUCCUAACAAUCACUUCAUUCUCCUUUACUCCAUGAUCCCUCAUUAUCUCCAUAUCUUUUCUAAUCCCCACUUCAAAUCCCCCAUGCCCUCCCCAUACUCACCAUAUAACCUCCAUAGCCACCUACCCAGUAUUCAUGAUGUACAAGCUCUCAGAACUCUGCAACAGCAAGAGUUGUAAUUAAGUGAUAAGAAUCCUUUAGCAAUCAUUUCACAUUCAAAUCUGUCAUUGACACUACAUCAUAAACAGUAAGCCAAUAGAACAUGUUCAAUUCCUGAAGUAUCUAAAACCAAAUAAGAUUUUAUACAGGAAGCAAGAGUGUGCAAUUGUAACUUUAUACUUUACACUGUCAAUCACUCCACUGUGUAUCAGGGUCAACAGAGCUGGAUUGUCUGUCAGAAUGUUCCAGGCUCUUCAAUAGAUUUUCCCAAAGGUCAUAAACUUUCCAAAUAGGCGUGCUUUUGAAGGUCUUCCAAAUAAUGAGCAAAACUAGAGUAGGAAAAGCAGUUCAAACAUUCCUGUAGUUGUCACAAUUAGGACCCCAGCUUCAGAAGAUUGCAUUUGAGCGUGCAUUUUUCUUACUCACAGCUUUCUCAGCCUGUGAAAAGUCCAUAUGGCACGAGCGUGGGGUUUGGCCAGGCAGAAAACAUGUUUUUCCAUCAGAAGAAACUUUGUUCAGAUUUCAUGGCCCAAUUCCAUCAAAGAUGAAAGUCUGGCCUGAGAGCUCAGCAGUGACAGCAAGAGCAUCCUUUGAUGGUGUAGCUACUAAAAGCAGCACACAGCUGAACUUCUCACAGCAGCAAGUUCCAGAGUCAAUUCCUGUUCUUGUGCUGAGACACUUAACCUCAGUUGGAGUGCAGUAUGACAAUGUCCUGACAAGAGUUGUAUCAGAGAGACUCUCUUUGUUAGCUUGCAAGGAAAGGUCAAGGGAAAGGGGAGAUUGGUUUGACAUUCUGAAGAGAAUUAGCAUGUUUUUCACAAUGUUAACAAGUUUCAGCAAUAAAAAGAAACUGAAACUGUGACACCUAAUGCCUUAAAAUAAAUUACAUGGGAAACAAUACUGUAAAGCCAUACAAAGAUUUCUAGGGGAAAAGAAAUUGAGGGAAGUUGUUGAGCACUUUGGAUUGAUCCUACAUUAUAUCAAUGACUGCACUUAAAAAAAAUUGCAUUGGUUGUAAAUUGCUUUGGGUUGUCCUGAUGUUAUGGAAGGUGUUAUAUGCAAGAUUUUCUUUUGUUCAGUUUGAUUUGUCAAAGAGGAAGGAGUUUUUACAGUUUUGGUGUCGCUAACAAUUUUCAAUGCAUUUUGACUGUACCCUUCCAAAUUUUACCUCUCAUUCUAUGACAUAAUAGCUAGCCAAGCAAAUGAUUCCAAAAUAAACAAGUUAAUGUUA
Messenger RNA from Stegostoma tigrinum, 3453 nucleotides. Its product is annotated as P-selectin-like. The record is from RefSeq and is a predicted model, not a curated record. NCBI's taxonomy places the organism in Eukaryota, Metazoa, Chordata, Chondrichthyes, Orectolobiformes, Stegostomatidae. The coding region runs from base 109 to 1389 and encodes 426 amino acids. Gene Ontology annotation, molecular function: oligosaccharide binding; sialic acid binding; calcium ion binding. The transcript is spliced from 10 exons. Gene Ontology annotation, cellular component: external side of plasma membrane; membrane. Gene Ontology annotation, biological process: heterophilic cell-cell adhesion; leukocyte tethering or rolling; response to cytokine.